This is a messenger RNA of Cucurbita moschata (crookneck pumpkin), 1128 nucleotides long. RefSeq lists its product as uncharacterized. Bases 330 to 923 code for a protein of 197 amino acids. The record is from RefSeq and is a predicted model, not a curated record. The transcript has 4 exons. Lineage: Eukaryota; Viridiplantae; Streptophyta; Magnoliopsida; Cucurbitales; Cucurbitaceae.
GGCUAAGGAUGUGAAUUAUAUAUAUAUGAAAGUACUUGGAAUCUCGUGCAUUGCUGGUGUUGCCUAUUUCUGAAGCAUAUCUUUCACGAAACUUGAAGGAGAUUGGCUGGAAUCUGACCCCAAACAUCGCAGAACUUGGGGGACGUUUCUGUUCCUGUUCUUGUUCAUGUUCAUGUUCGUGUUCUUGUUCCCUUCUUUUUUCACUGGGUAAACGAUGUUCUGAAAUAUUGAAGUUCAUGCCAAGCUGCAAUUCCAUCUGCUGAUCGGUCGUUUGGAUUACGGGUUAUUGUUCAGACUAGAUAUUCAAGACUGCAUCAGCUAAAAUCCCAAUGGAAAAGCUGCCUGAAGUAAACGAAAAGGAGUUCAUGAGGAUGGCUAUGUUAAAGCAUGAAGAAACAUUCAAACAACAGGUACAUGAACUUCAUCGGCUUUAUCGAACCCAAAAGACAUUGAUGAAAAACAUGGAGAAAAACAGGCAAAGUGGAUGGAAUCCAGAGAGUUGGGAUAAAAGGAAUGAGAUAUGUUUCCGACAAAUUUAUGAACAGGAUGCAAAAACUUACUAUAGAUCAUCAACAAUUCAUUCGGUCAAAAUAGAUUUGGAACAGCCUGCUGAAGAUGAUCAAACAGAAUCCAGCAGUGGAGCUCUGCAGACCAUAAACGAGAACGAACUGGAACUUACUUUAGGGCCUUCGAGUUACAAUACUUCAGAUUCAGGAGUAACCCACUCUUCUUCUUCAACAGGGUCCAGCCAUGAGGGAAGACGUAGGGAUUCAAAGCAAGUACUUAAGGGUCAGGAAAUGGAGGUGUUGGGAGUGAUUGAAAAUUCUUCAGGCUACCAAAAUGGAAGUCAUAAGGGUGAGAAGAAGAUGACGUUGGAUUACCCUCCUUGGCUUUUUCAAGUUGUGAGCCCUAACAUGACUUAAUUUUCAAGGGAAAAAAAAAUUAUUUGAAUGAAAUUAUAUGAGAAGAUCUUUGAUUGCUUCUCAUUGACUAAUCAACAGGGGAAAUUGAUGUUUAGUUGUUUUUAAGUUUCUUCUUCAUCUCUUGCUGUAUAUGGAGACGUUGAUGUGUAAAUACUUUUGUAUUUCUAGCUAUGAUUGAUGUGAAUGGAGAAAUUGAACCCCUAAA